GGACAUAUAGACUCUCCACUUUCAGAUUCGCGGAGGGAAAGAGGUUGAGUGAAGAAGAAAUGGUGGGUGAAGAAGAUAAUGGCGAGUUCCAUACCCAGAAGCAGAAGAAGGGUUCUGAGUACGAACAAUCCAGGGAAGAAAGAAUAAAGGAAAAUCUUGAAAGAAUGAGAAAGCUAGGUAUAUUUGAUCUCUCUCUCAAGUUCAAGUCUAUCAAGCCCAUCAAGGCCAUCAAGACUUGCAAACCCCCACAGCGACUCUCUGUCUCUCCUUUGCCUCCAUCUCAGCCCACUCGCCGCUCCUCCAGGCUGCAAAAUGCUUCACCUGUUAGCUACUCUGAAUUGCCAUUGGGAAAGAGAUCCAAUGUUGAGGGUGAGGAUUUGGUGAAGGAUUUUGGUGGUUCAAAGGCUGAGAUAUAUACAGAAGAGCAUGAGAAGUUGUUGGGUAGCACUGAUAUGAGUUGGGAUCUAUUUGUGGAUGGAUGUGGAACGGAUGGGAAGCGAAUUUAUGAUCCCGUUAAGGGGAAGACUUGUCAUCAAUGCCGGCAGAAAACUAUGGGCCUUCGUACUCAUUGCUGGAAAUGCAACAAGGUCCAGGGACAGUUUUGCGGGGAUUGUUUGUUUAUGAGGUAUGGAGAACAUGUGGUUGAAGCCAACCAGAACCCGGACUGGAUUUGCCCGGUUUGUCGUGGAAUCUGCAACUGCAGCUUGUGUCGACAAGCAAAGGGCUGGGCUCCUACUGGUGCUCUCUACAAGAAGAUUACCGCACUGGGUUACAAGUCAGUUGCACAUUAUCUCAUUCAAACCCGCCAAGCAACGACUGAUCAUCCCGAGAAUAAUUCACCUAAUGACGGGCUUCCUGAAAAGAGAUCCUUACCUUCUUCUGAGGCACGCAAUGAAACUCAAGCGGAAGAGAAAAGAAUGGAUUUUGUAUCAACUGAUGACAACGAAGUAGCCCGAGGUGCUGGCAAAGAGACUGAAUGUAGUGUCCCCCAAGUAUUGCUGAAGGUUUGCUCUGAAAAUGAUGAAACAAAUCCUAAGGUGGAUGAAGGAUCUCGUAUUGUAGUAAAAGUCGAACAUGAUUGUGAAAAUGCAGUUUUGGGUAGUAUUAUGCCACCAGAAACAAGUCUAAAGUCCAAAAGGAAGCGACAGGGAGUCGAGCCAAUCCCCGAUAGCAUUGCUGGAAGGCUAAGAGAAAGGCGUGCUAGAAACAAUUGAUAUCAGUAGUCAGCAUUAGUUGCCCCGACUGGCUUCGAAAUUUUUGUUCAAACCUACAUUGCAUCUCCAGAUGUUGUUUGUGCAUUGUGAUGCUUGGGAGAUGAAGGACAUGAACCUCUGCAAAUUGGAACUUUUUUGACAUUGUAAGAAAUAUUUUUGUUUGCAACAGAAAACUAGCAAAUGAGAUUGUUGCAGCUUUAGGAUAGAUAGAUAUACUAUUAUGCACUUUACACAAUUUUAAACUUGAAUGUGGAUUGUGAAUUUAUGAUUUGUGGGGGGUUUGGAUUUUGGAGUUUUAAUUAAUUGUAGCUCAAAGGCUAA
Molecule: messenger RNA, 1535 nt
Organism: Ipomoea nil (Japanese morning glory)
Lineage: Eukaryota; Viridiplantae; Streptophyta; Magnoliopsida; Solanales; Convolvulaceae
Product: cell division cycle-associated protein 7-like
Exons: 6
Coding region: 60-1214 (384 amino acids)
Biological process (GO): regulation of DNA-templated transcription
Cellular component (GO): nucleus
Source: RefSeq, a predicted model, not a curated record